Messenger RNA from Vigna radiata var. radiata (mung bean), 1198 nucleotides. RefSeq lists its product as uncharacterized. Lineage: Eukaryota; Viridiplantae; Streptophyta; Magnoliopsida; Fabales; Fabaceae. The transcript has a single exon. The record is from RefSeq and is a predicted model, not a curated record. Bases 140 to 706 code for a protein of 188 amino acids.
GCAGCCUUCGUAAUAUCCAAUGCACGACACAAGAAAACCAUUUCAAUUUCUAUUAGGUUUCUUCCAAUCUCAAUAAAAGGAACGAUAUUUAUUCUCCGAUCCGUGUUCUUCUCCUCAUACCCACUCGUUUCAAUUCACCAUGAUCAAUAUCAUGAUGGUCGCCGAUACCGUAGUCGUAACCGCAGCCAAAGGCCUCGGUGUCCUCCGCGCCUGUCAAUCCACCUGUAACCUUCCCCUCACCGAUUCGGCUGCCGAUCAGAUCUCCGCCAUGAUCCAGCCUUACGACGCCGUCGCACCGCCGCCCGUAAAGCCCUCUACUUACAGGCUACGACGCCGAACACUGCUCCGGAGAAAACAACGAACCAAACGGAUAUCACCCGAUGGCCUCUCCGGGGACGCCGGGGACGACGGGUUCCUCUUCGGUGACAGUGGAGACGGUUAUUUUGGUGGCGGUGGUGGCGGAUCCGGUGGUGGCGGCGGCAGUGGUUGGAAUUUCAAUAGAUUUGGGGGUGGUCACAAUUGGGAUGAACCCUCAUCUUCAGUUCCGGAUCCUGCUUUUGAUUUUGUGUAUCAGGUGCUGUCGUGGAUUAUGCUUUCGAAUUGUUUGCAUUUCGCGGUUAAGAAGAUCAUUCGAAUUGUUGCGGCGGGAUCGAUUGUGGAUUCCGGUAGGGAAAAGGUUCCCGCCAGAUUGGUUCCAAUUUGCUGAUUUGGUAUCUUCAAACGAACCCAUAGACAUCGUAGAGCAAAUCAUUAUUCGUGAUUACGCAUUGCAUCUGUGUUUAAUUGUGCAUUUGCUGUACAUACAUUGUAUAUAAUAAUUUGUCAUUUAAUAUUUAGUUGACGAAUUUCAAAGUAAUUAUUUUUCUGUAUUUACAUUUAAUUGUGUAAUGUUUAGUUGAAGUAACAAGUUUCCAGAUUGCGAUAGCAUCAUUUCGGGUAGAACUGCAUCCAAGGAAUGCAUUGUCCCUGUUUCAUGUUUUGGAUAUUAGUCAUGUAGAGAGACAAACAUUUUCGGGUGCCCUUGCUCAUAGUUAUAACCUCAAUAGUCUAAAUCGAGACCUAAAUCCAGGUCACAUUAACCUAUUUAUAAUGCGUCUAUUCGGGGUUGGUGCCAACAAUUUACCAUUUAGUGCUGUUGGUUUUAUGGUUGUUCUGUUUUGUUAAUGAUUCGUAGUGAAUGGAAUACGGGACUUUUAUA